GUGGCUUAGAUCUUGUUCCACAUUUACGGAGUGAAACACAAGCCUGAAACAUAAAUAUCAGGGCGUUUACAUUAAGGCACAAAGACAUUGCGCAUAUUUUUUUAAGGCAACGGUUAAUAUGGUAUUACAGGGAAUAACAACACAGUGAGCACAACACCGCUGCCAUCGUUGGAUGUCUGUUUACUAUCAGAGUUUUGGCGCGUCUGGAUGUGAUCGGGAGUCACCGUCUGUGGCAUGAGAAAGGAUGGAGAGCUGCACACAUGUUUUCCAGAUCUCUGGGAUCAAAGCGCAGGAUAAAAAGAGAGUUUUGAUUAAGGGCAUUUAUCAUCUUGGUGGAAAAUACAUUGGUGGCUCAGUAUACAAGCACUGUACCACUCAUCUCAUAACCCCCCAGGUUUUGCCCAGUGAGAAGUUUUUGGCAGCUUGUGCGGCAGGGAAGUGGGUUGUGACUCCUAACUAUGUGUUGGAAAGCAUGAAGAACGGCUCCUGGCUGCCCGAGGGACCCUACGAAGUGGCCAUUUUCACCAGCUCCUCAGCCGCCUUUUACCCCGUCAGACAGUGGAGGGAGAAGGUAACCAAAGGUCAAAUAACGGGUGCUUUUCAGGGCUGGAGAGUUCUUCUCAUGGUCCAAGAGCCCAACAGAAGAGCCAUGUUCAAACGGCUGCUGAAAGCUGGGAGAGCAGAAGUGUACAACUGUCCUCCACCGAUGUACACGUCCAUCACUCACGUCAUGGCGAAACCUGUGACGGAGAAAUCAAAAUCUCUUAACUCACCUUGUUACCCCGUGAGCCAUAUAGUCCAACACCUCUUCGGGAGCAAUCGCCUGGAUGUAAAUUUUAACGAAGUGGAUGAUCUUCCAUCCGGGACAAAAGCCAACUGUCUUGAUGGCUUCUCUAAUUUGGAGGCAGAACUGAGGAAUUUUGCUGUCAAAAAAGAGGGCCGGCCCAGACUGUGCUUCCUUGAAUUUCUAGGUUACCGUGACCCUCACCGUCCCUUCACACAGGCAAUUGUAGCAGAUUUAAGCAACAUCAGUAGUAUGAUAGAGUGCGGCCUAGUCAGCGAGGCCUUGGAUUCGAUCAGAAGUGCCGUGUUUCCAGGCGUGUUGCCACCAGCGACAUACCUGAUCUCCCUCAUAGAGUACGCACAGCAGGGCAACGCCACGUCCCUCUUCCUGAGAAAUUUCCAUCAGGUUAUGGUAAACCUGCUCAUUACUAAUCCUCCAUGGCUGGCUCAAAACUCAGUGAAAAAAUACUAUGCCCAAGUGUUGCAGUGUCCUCGGUGCAAGAUGGGCUUAUGGCCGCUUUUAGAGACCGCCAUCAGAUACUGCCUGACAAACGGCGACACCUGUCACCCACACCCUGGACCCGCCUUGCCAGCCUUGGUGCAUUUCUACUGUGACAUGCUUGCACUUUGCCUCAUGCUUCUCAAGGGUGAACUUCACUCUGUCAGCAGCAGAGACUUUAUGUUUCCCAAACAACCCAGAGCGUCAUCUGCACCAGCUUCUGGUUCGUUGAUCUAUGGGACUUUCUGGACCGUGUGGGAACGAACAACACUGCUGUCCUGCACCGUGAAAAAGCUUCUUCAGCUCCUAACAGAAGCUGCCAUUAUGGAAUUUGCUGAGGGAGCAGAGAAGCGGGAGCUGUACUUGGCAGACACUCUGCUGGAUCUUCUGUCUGUGUUGGUGGAGUUUUGGUGUCAGCAGCAUUUUAAACUUAAUCAGAGUCUGGUGGAAAAAGGCCUCAAAGACCUCUCGGAGCACCUCGCCAUUCUUAGCCAGGAUCUGUGUCCAGCCGUUUUGGUGGAGCUGGUUUGCAGAGUUCACUCCACCAGGCUAAAGUUGGUCGUGGUUGAUGCCAUCUUCAGGAAUCUCUGCUGCAGAAAUGGCUUCACCGUGGGCGAUGAACCUCUCUCUCUCAAGAAAAUUGUGUGUUCCUACUUGCCCGCUCUGGGAACGUUAGCUCAGAGUCCCAGCUUUGCUUCCUACAAGACUGGGAAAACCUCCCACAGCUGCACAAGUCAGGGGACCAGCAGGACCGGGAACGCACCGGUGACUGAAGAAAGCCCCGAGCGAGAAAAUGCCCCCAGAGGCAUGAACAGAGUGAACGCGGCAGGCGAGACCCUCCUACACAGAGCGUGCAAGAGAAACCAAGUGGAAACGGUGCUUCAGAUCCUGGCGCUUCCUGGCACAGACGUCAAUGUUAAAGACCAUGCAGGCUGGACUCCUCUCCAUGAAGCGUGCAACCAUGGCAGCACUGAGUGUGUGAGAGCGUUGCUCCAUCACCACCCCGCCCCUGUCCUCACUGACCAGGUGGCCGGAGUUAGUCCGCUGCACGAUGCCCUCCUGAACGGACACUUGGACAUCGCUAAAAUGUUACUGGAACAUGCAGGCUCAGUUCUUCUCCAGCAGACCGACGGAGACCGACAGACUCCGCUGGAUCUGGUCUCCGCACUGAGUCAGAGGGAGGAGCUCCUCCGCAGCGCUCAGGCUGGGGACUCAGCCCGCACGAACAAAGACAAAACUGAGGUCUUGAACCUUCCUCUCCUCGAGGCUGGAUCUAGUCUGCUGGGCCACCUCAUUUUCUCCUACCAGAAGGAGAGGGGCCUGCCUGGCCUCACGCAGUCGGGGAACAGACCCCACACUCUGGUCUACAAGCUGGCCGCUGCGUUGGAGAAGCACUCCCUUCAGAAAGUCACUUCGGACUGGACAGAUCAGCGGGCGGUGAGGCUGGCCGAAGACGUGGAGACGUUGCUGAGGCUCAGUCGAGGAGAGCACAAAGAACAGGUGUCUGCUGCUGCCAAGGAGUGCAGAGGAGAGAACACGGUUUUCCUGAUGGAAGCACUGGAGAACCUGCAGGCUAAUGGCAAGGCACUGGUUGCUGAUUUGUAAGAAAAGAUUGAAAGGGUGGAAAAAAAAUUGCACAUCCUGUCAUUGAGGGGUUUCCAUAAUGGUGCAAUCCCCCAUGCCCGCUGACGAUGGUUUGUACACAUCAGUAUAUUGCCCUCAAGUUCUUUAAUAAGCUGGUGAUUUAGAAGUAAUUUCUACAAUGAUAACUUGUUGUACUUGUGCUAAAAAAUAUAGAGUCUCUGUUUUGACUUGACAUAUAUUUUUCAAAAAAAAAAUGUUUUGAAUGUAAAAGUAUUUAUGUUUUUUUUUUUACUAUUUCCAGCCUCGUAUGAACACUAACAUUUUCAUGUGGACUACCUCCAGUUUCACUUUUACAUGGCUACUUUCCCUGUUGCUAAUAAAUCUUUUUUGUCAUAUGGAUUUUUUUUAAAGAACUGUUUAACAUGUAAAAGAAAAGUUCAAAUUGGUUUACUGUUCAGGCAUUAAAAACCUUAAAUAUUUAAGAAAAUUACAAUAAAGAAGGUAAAGGUGUUUGGUUCUAACAAGCUUCUUCAUCAGCCACUGCUCCCUGUUAACUCAGUUAUUAAUAGACUCAAAAUGAGACAACGUUGUGAAAACAUUUAAUACCAGAAAGCAGCGCCUGGCAGAUGAGUGUUGGUACUAAGACCUAGAAAUGACGGCCUUAUGUAAAUGUGAGUGUGAAGAACGAACCUCCUUAAAGUUGUCUGGAGUCUUAAUUUAAGAUAGUUUACAGUUCAGACGUUUUCAUUUAUACCAUCUCUCUUUUUGAUGCUGCGUAAGAUCUGUGAAGUAUAUAUGUUUUUUACUUAACUCAUGUCAGACGUAGUAAAAAUAUGAUAAAAAGCAAGAAACUCUAAAGCACCGGUGUAAAUAAACGGUGCAUGUAUAUUUUAUUUUUUUUUCUCUCUCUCUCUCUAUGCUCAUUCUAGGUCUCAUAAAAUAGUGUAGCCAUAAAAUCUGCUAAAAAAAAAAAAAAAGAACAAACUCCAUUUGUAAGUUUAGAAGGCGCUCUUAAACGUGGAUUUUCUUUAUUAUGCUGCCUCUGCGAAGAAGUUGGCAAAGUUGUUCUGGAGCUCGAAACCAGGGAUCCUAGAUACAUUUUCAGUAUUUUCCAAGCCCCACAUUAUGGGAAAGUAAAUAUAUUUGUAAUUCCCAGAGUUAUUUUCUAUCCCAGUGUCUGAUCAUUGCAUCCAGCUACCUGUUAAAUGUGACAUAUGCAUCGUUUAAGUAUGUCUUAUUUUGAAGACAAGUUAGGAUGAGGGUUUUCUCUAUGCCCAAUUAUGUUUUUUUUGAAAAUUGCAUCACAGUAUAUGCUGCUGCUGUUGAAAUGGGAGGAAGGCAAGUCGAGCCAGAAGUGUCCCUGCAAAUGCUGCGUCAAUAACAUCCACACAAAGGGAAGUUGAUAAAAAAUAUUUAAUUGAAAGUUUUUGUUUCACUAGUUUUUGACCCAAAAUAAGCCACAUUUAUCAGAUGAUUAUCGUUACUUAAAUUAGAGGUAUACGACAUAUUAUGCCCCUGCCUUCCAGCUGUCAUGUCUGUAAAUCUCGUUGAUUUGUAAAGGGACACACAGAGAUGAUGUCACAAGCAGAAGAUUUCGCAGGCAGACAAGACAAAUAUAAAAAAAAACAAAUAAAAUAAAAUCAAGGCAGGCAACACACCUACUUUACAGUAUUAUUACCAGAAUAUCAACAGGCAUACUGUAUAAAAUACAACCAUACAUUAAUCAGUUAGCUAUAUACAGUAUUCUUUAAAAAAUAAAUAGUCUCAUUCAAAUAAAAGUGCUUCUCUUUCCUUUACACCUAUCAGCCCAGUACAUUCUUAUACAUUUUUUUUUUCUCUACACGAUACAAAAAUCACGCUUUGGUUCGCUGGUAAAUGCAGCCAAAACCAUAAACCAACAACAAAAAGAGACAUUUGGAUGCAUUACCACACAACACUCACAAAUCUGCAACACACGGUCGCGGACAAAUUAAUUGAUACCCCAAGUGAAGAUUUGAAAAAAGCCAGAUUUUUUUUUUUUUUUUGCAGCAACAGCAUUAUCUAGCAAUACAAAUAUAUUUAUUUUAAAUCCAACCUUAAAUUGUAUUACUUUUUAUUAGUGGGGCUAAGAAAUCAUUUUUGUAAACUCACAAAUGGCAAAGUAAUUGGUAACACUGCUUUAAGAAACAGGAAAGUACACUAAAGCAGCAAAUGAAAACUACAAAAUUGGAGAAACUACUGUAAAAAAAAAAUGGCAACAGGUUGAUGUGAGCUUAAUUUAUUAAGAAAUCAAACGGGUUGUGACAGUAAUUAAAGCUCUGUUUGUCAUGGGACGAAAACUACGAUCUAAAUAACUGCAUACGAACUUAACUCAGCUUUUCUAUCUGCGCUAGCUUGUAAUAUUAUUGGGUGAUGCGGCUGGGUACAUUAAAGGCAUUUCCCCGCUAAAGCACUAAACAUUUACAUGGGUGAUCAUGUUCUUCUUAUUCGUUCUCCAAGACAAAGUAAUUAAAACUUCUGACAAUGUGUCCACUGUCAGAGUCUCCUGUCGAUAAAGUGGUGAAAUGUAUUAGACAAAAUUCAGGUAAACUUGCUUAGAAUUUAUCCUAAGAAAUUAAAAAGUCUGAAAAUGGGCCUGGAGACAUACAGUAGUUCAUUUAUCGCCAUGUUUUGUUUUGUUUUUUUCAAAAGAAGCUUCCUAUUUUAAUUUCUUAGUGUUGAUUUCACAGGUAGCUCCUGAUUUCUGCAACAGACAUGCAUGGAAAAUUGGAAAAUAAACAAAACCAUUCAACUGGUCAAAACUAUAAACUUCUACCUUGUGGAGAUCAAAUUACAUCUGUCUUACAUAAAAGGUAUGUUGUCUUGAUUUUCCUGUUUUUGCAGAGUAGGCAAAGUAAGAAAACAGCAAGUGAUCGAUUACUAAGUAGGGUUUCAAAUAAUCUCUGAUCAAUUUAAAACAUAUGUUAUAAAAAUGGUUUAGGUGCAUCUAUUUACUAGGAACUGUUAGAAUAGGUACUGAUUUCUUAACAUAGCAAUUUCCCCGCCAAAGAUUUUUUUAUUUUUUUUUUCCUGUGUGAGAUUAUCCUGUUGCAAUAAAAAAAUUAACACAAAUUAAGGCUUUUCAUACUCGGUACCAGGGGUGUCAACAAACGGUACAGGCGCUGUUGCAGUAAAAACAAAAGUGUCAAGUAUUCAAGCAGUUCAUUGGGCAAAACUAAAAAAGCCAUCCCAUCAAGUCGCUCUAAGAAAAGUUUAUUACUGUUGUCCAAACGGAUCAGACAAUAAAAUCAUUUAUCGGAGAGCGGAAACAAACUUAUGAAGUGGAGCGGAGCUUCAAAAAGGCGAAAGGCGGCGGCACAGAGACAGACAGACAGACGAGGGGAGAAGACGACAGUAGAUGCUGUGAGCUGGGGUUUUACAGACUUAAAGACCCCCAGACAAAGAAGUGGAAGCAGUGGGAAAUGGAGGCAGGGAUCAAUAGGAUGAGACAGGACCUCCUCAAACAUAGCCUGUGCUGUGAUCUUUCAAGAGAAGCUCUGCAAGAAGCCCAAGAGACCAUCUCUUCAGACAGGGUCGCAACCCUGCUUACUGACGAAUGAGGAAACCGCAGAGAGAGCAAACGGGGAAAGCAUGACGGGAAGUGUGUUUUGAAAUAGGAUAAAACACACGCACACACACUCGCGGACACGCACACAAAUAUUCCUCCAUCCCUGACAUCUCAGGCCUAAGUCCCCUCAGAGCCUUGUCUUGUCACACAAUGACUCGCUGCUCAUCAAGCAUCUCCACAAAGUCAACACCAAAAAACAGCUGGUCCCUCUGCUGCUGCAGCACACACACACACACACACACACACACGUGCACACAUCGAAUCUGAGUGUCAAGUCUAGAGCUGGAGGGGAGAUGCAAUUGUACCACACACUGACGCUGAGAGAAUCUUUGAUAGCAUAAACGUGUGUAUGCAAACACUCCUCUGUAAAUACACGGCGCACACGAACACGCCCGUGUCUCUGGAAGGGCUGAUCAAAGUUGAGCUGUGGGCACAGGAGGUGGGGCAGAUGGAGAGGGCGGCCAGCCCGGGGCGCAGCAUCAUAGAGAGCAUGUUUGCAUGUCUGCGUGUGCAUGUACGUGUGUGUGUGUGUGUGUGCUUGGUUGAGAGGGAGAAACUGUUCCUGCUCAAAUAUGACACUGUUUUUUUUUUUUUGUUUUAUCUGCGAGCAAGUAGUUACAGUGUGCAAGACUUCCUACCAGAGAUGCGUUCUUUCUGUCUUCCCCUCCUGAGAGGGAGGAAGAGAGGCUGGGGCUCUUUGUGUCUGCGUGCGUGCCCGUGCUGCAGAAGCACGCCUCGCGUGUAAACGCUUUCAUGUGUGGCCCGCCAAGGCAAACACACAGGGAGAUGAGAGGGAAAGAGACCGGCCUUUCAAACAAGAUUAGGGCUGUGCCUGCCUAAAGGCCUGCCUGCCUGCUCCAUGACACUCUGCAUAGACCAGGUGACAUCUAUAUAAGCACAGCGGCAGCAGGCCCAGUCCGCGGCGCCGCCUCACUGAGAAGGUGUCGUACCGACUGACUGACGACGCUGACGGGGCUAAAACCGCACACUUUCUCGAGAUCCAACGCACCGAAUGAUCUCAUACUCGACCUCGUUCCUACUCGUUGGGUUUAGGGAC
Molecule: messenger RNA, 7509 nt
Organism: Poecilia latipinna (sailfin molly)
Lineage: Eukaryota; Metazoa; Chordata; Actinopteri; Cyprinodontiformes; Poeciliidae
Gene: slf1
Product: SMC5-SMC6 complex localization factor 1
Exons: 18
Coding region: 245-2887 (880 amino acids)
Biological process (GO): protein localization to site of double-strand break; DNA damage response; positive regulation of double-strand break repair
Cellular component (GO): site of double-strand break; nucleus
Molecular function (GO): protein binding
Source: RefSeq, a predicted model, not a curated record